AUGGAGCAGAUGAAGAUCCUUGCUCUGUACGACAACCACGACAUCGUGCUUCUGAACGCGGAGAACGAGCGAUGCGAAAAUAAAUUCGAGGCCCCCGUGAAGGACACGGAGAAGAAGAUCUGCCAACUCGGAAAUGGGAGCUUCCUCCUAUUGAGCGUGAAUAAAAAAGUGGUGUCCAAAUAUGUGUGCACGAAAAGUACCCCCAUUUCGACAAAGCACAUGCGCGUACAGCUGAAUGUGAUCAGGCUGACGAACAAUGAAAAAAUAAUUAUCGGGGGAGACAAACUGGGAAACGUAUACGUGUGGUCUGCCCUCUCAGGAUUAUUAAUCAAUUCCUUCCAAGCACAUUACGGCAUAAUCAAGGAUAUCAUAAUUGACCAAAUAGCCAACGUUCUGUACACCUACAGUGAUGACAAUGUCGUUCAUGUGUACAAUUUACCUGACCUGUUCAUAAAAAAAAAAAUAACUCCAUUGUUACGCUAUCAACACAGUAUAAAUGCAACAAUAACUCAGAUUCUUUCGGUGACACCAAAUAUGUACGGCUCGUACUACUCCUUGGUGACUCUUACUAGCAAUGGGACACUACAUGUGUGGGGAUUGAAGUCGAAGGAACCAACUCACAUUUUGAAAACGCACUCGGAGAACUGUACAUACAUUUGCACGAAUGACCCCUUCAACACGCAUAUGUAUUUGUGUAGAGGAAACAAAAUAUUUCGCAUCCCCUUCUCCCAGUUUGACCAAAGGGAAGCAGGUUCUUCUCCUCAAAUGAGUCAGGAGGGAUACCUUGAAGAACGACGUAUGGAGGAAAAACUAUUCGUAUAUGGAGACUACGUUGAGGUAAAAAAUGGGGAGAACAAUAAUGCAGAUCAGCUGCAGCGAAGCACUUCCCAAAAAUGUGACUUAAAAGUGAAUUUCCAAACCUGCACGACCUUCGUUGGACAUAAAAGCCAAGUAAUCAAAUGCCAUGUAAAUAAUAAAAGGGAAAAUAUGGUAUCCCUAGCGAGGGAUGGAAUUAAAAUAUGGGACCUUUUCAACUGCUAUGCUGUGAAGACAUUGAAAUAUGGAGAGAACAUAAUUGACUUUUUUGUGCCACUUGCUAGUAACCAGUGCAUGCAUGCUUCCUCCUAUUUUCUGGAGUUCCCUCACCUGCUCCUCGAAUGUGAAGAUGAUGUCAAGGUGCACAACGUCGACUAUGUUGAUCAUGUCACUCCUGACGUGUGUUCGGGGAACAGUUACAGUGGGUCGCUCGUAGACCGAGAUGAGAAUUUGCUACUUCAAAUGGGAGCCAUGUUCGCUGGGCUGGAA
This is a messenger RNA of Plasmodium cynomolgi strain B, 1305 nucleotides long. RefSeq lists its product as hypothetical. NCBI's taxonomy places the organism in Eukaryota, Apicomplexa, Aconoidasida, Haemosporida, Plasmodiidae. The transcript has a single exon. Gene Ontology annotation, molecular function: protein binding. Gene Ontology annotation, cellular component: nuclear pre-replicative complex. Gene Ontology annotation, biological process: rRNA processing; DNA-templated DNA replication. The annotation marks the transcript as partial. The record is from RefSeq and is a predicted model, not a curated record.